AUGCCUAAUAGCCUUAAAGACAACGAUAACUCGCUUAACCCGUUAAAGCUUAAGCGUCGUAAACGCGAUAGCGACUCUAGCGACUCUAACUCUAACUACGACCCUAACUACCCUAACAAACCUAGCGACUCUAGCGACGAAGAGAAAUUAGACGAAGAUAGUAGCAACGAAGAUAAAGAUAGUGCAUCUAAGGAACCCCCUAUCAUUAACACUUAUGUUAUUUAUAACUCUACUAAUAGCGAAAGGUGUAAUCUUAAGCGCUACUCUAAGCAUCGUUACGGUAAUGAUAACUACACUAUAGAUUAA
Molecule: messenger RNA, 306 nt
Organism: Aureobasidium pullulans EXF-150
Lineage: Eukaryota; Fungi; Ascomycota; Dothideomycetes; Dothideales; Saccotheciaceae
Exons: 3
Coding region: 1-306 (101 amino acids)
Source: RefSeq, a predicted model, not a curated record